Myotis daubentonii (Daubenton's bat) is the source of this 945-nucleotide messenger RNA. Its product is annotated as olfactory receptor 52B4-like. The record is from RefSeq and is a predicted model, not a curated record. Lineage: Eukaryota; Metazoa; Chordata; Mammalia; Chiroptera; Vespertilionidae. The transcript has a single exon. Bases 1 to 945 code for a protein of 314 amino acids.
AUGACUACCUUAAACCACACUGAUGUGAGCUACACAGUCUUCUACUUGCUGGGCAUCCCUGGCCUUGAGGACCAGCACGUGUGGAUUUCCAUCCCCUUCUUCGUUUCCUAUGUCAUCGCCUUGCUGGGGAACAGCUUGCUCAUCUUCCUUAUCCUCACAAAGAGCAGCCUCCAUGAACCCAUGUACCUCUUCCUCUGCAUGCUGGCCGGAGCAGACAUUGUCCUCUCCACGUGCACAGUGCCUCAGGCCUUGGCCAUCUUCUGGUUCCAUGCUCAGGAGAUCUCCCUGGAUCGCUGCAUCACUCAACUCUUCUUCAUCCACUGCACUUACAUCUCUGAGUCAGGGAUCCUGCUGGUGAUGGCAUUAGACCGCUACAUUGCCAUAUGCUACCCGCUGAGAUACACCACCAUUCUUACUCAUGUGCUGAUUGGGAAAAUUGGUCUGACUAUCUUUCUGAGAAGUUACUGUACAGUAUUCCCCAUGAUAUUUCUUCUGAAAAGACUGACUUUUUGCAGAACUAACAUUCUUCAACACACUGGUUGUGAGCACAUGGGGUUGGCCAAGUAUGCCUGUGAUGACAUACGCAUAAACAUUUGGUAUGGAUUUUUCGUCCUCAUGUCAACAGUGAUUUUAGAUGUUAUACUAAUUUGUGUUUCAUAUAUGCUUAUUCUCCGUGCUGUCUUCCGCAUCCCUUCCCGACAGGCUCGCCACAAAGCUCUCAACACUUGUGGUUCCCAUGUCUGUGUCAUUAUCCUUUUUUAUGGUCCUGGGAUCUUCUCAACCCUCACUCACCGCUUUGGACACCACAUUUCACCCCACAUUAAUGUACUCCUUGCCAAUGUCUGCAUUCUGAUACCUCCUAUGCUAAAUCCCAUCAUUUAUGGGAUCAAGACCAAACAGAUCAGAGACCAAAUUACUUAUGUCUUGCUUUCCAAAACAAUAUGA